AUGAAGCUCAGUUUUCUCAGCCUCCCACUGUUCCUCACUCUGGGCCUGGCCCAGCCCGAGAACAGUCUCUUCGUCAGACAGACUGCCAACAGCACCGAGUGCAGCAGCCCUCAGCCCAAUGACUGCUCGUUCUACGCCGAAUGUGUCGAGGCCCGUUACCACUGUGGCUCGACCGGAUACCCUCUCGACUACGGGCAAAAAUACUGUCAAAAAUCGCUGGAUAAUGCCUCUCUCCUGUCAACCGCAGGCCAGGCUUGGGUGACAAAAGUCAUGCUCUGCUUACAAGAGCACUUGGCGCCAUACGACCAGGGUGGUAACCAGACGUUCGCCGAUUGCACGGCUCUGAGCGACUACGCGUUUAGUACGCAUCCAACUUGCUAUGUGCAGGGCGGGCUGUGCACGUUGCCUGUAACGGACUGGGAGACUAUUGUGUUCAAGAUUGUGGGGGUAAACACCCUGUUUGAUAGCUGGGAUGCGAUCAAGGCCACAGUCGAAGCUGCUGCUGGGUGCGGUGAGUUUUAUCUGUGGGCGAUUGCGCAUGGUGUGUUUUGA
This is a messenger RNA of Talaromyces rugulosus, 552 nucleotides long. RefSeq lists its product as uncharacterized. The coding region runs from base 1 to 552 and encodes 183 amino acids. The transcript has a single exon. Gene Ontology annotation, biological process: intracellular calcium ion homeostasis. The record is from RefSeq and is a predicted model, not a curated record. Gene Ontology annotation, molecular function: hormone activity. Gene Ontology annotation, cellular component: extracellular region. Lineage: Eukaryota; Fungi; Ascomycota; Eurotiomycetes; Eurotiales; Trichocomaceae.